CCCGUCGCUUCUUCGUCGUCGUCUACUCGCCGAUCCAAACCACCAACUCUCUGGACCUCACCCUCUCUUCCCUUCCCCCUCACUCCACGUCCCGCUCUUUUUAAAUCCCCCUGUCUCCAUGGUUAAAACCCUAGGUCGCCAAACCCUAAUAUCUUCCCCCAAUCCCAAUAUCCGGUUCUCCUUUCCGAGAUCUACCUAUCGACCUAAAUUUCAUCUAGUUUGGUAGAGAAUUCCCGUAGAUCCGGUGAGUUUUGUUCUUUUUUGUUUUUUUUUGUGUUUCUGGUGUGGAUUGAUUGGGAUAAUGGUGGAGAUCGGGAGGUUCCCCUUCCACAACCACCGGCGGUGGCUGCCGGGGUUCAUCUCGACCCACAGGACCCUCUUUUUGGUGGUCUGGGUCGUGGGGUUCGCGACGGUGUUCCUGUGGCAGAGCAGCUCCAUCGACGGGCUCCUGUUCUUCCGGCGGGCUCUGCCGGACAAGGCGGCGCCGAGGCUCCGUCCGUUUGCGUACAAUAUCACGGACUUUGGUGGGGUUGGCGAUGGAGUGACGCUGAAUACUGAGGCAUUUGAGCGCGCGGUGGCGGCGAUCGCGAGGCAUAGGGGGAGGGGCGGCGGGCAGCUCAAUGUGCCGCCUGGAGUCUGGUUGACGGCGCCGUUCAAUCUUACGAGUCAUAUGACUCUAUUUCUUGCAGAAGGUGCCGAGAUUCGUGGAAUUGAGGAUGAGAGAUAUUGGCCGUUAAUGCCUCCAGUUCCAUCAUAUGGAUUUGGGAGGGAACAUAAGGGACCUCGAUAUGGAAGUCUGAUCCAUGGCCAGAAUCUGAAGGAUUUGGUUAUAACAGGACACAAUGGAACCAUAAAUGGACAAGGUCAAGCAUGGUGGGCAAAAUAUCGCAAAAGGCUUCUCAACAACACUAGAGGACCUCUUGUGCAGAUCAUGUGGUCCAAAGACAUAGUUAUUUCCAACAUAACUCUGCGCGAUUCUCCUUUUUGGACACUCCAUCCUUUCGAUUGCAAAAAUGUUACUGUUACAAAUGUUACCAUCUUGGCUCCUGUUACUGGAGCUCCAAACACGGAUGGGAUAGAUCCGGAUUCAUGUGAGGAUGUGGUGAUAGAGAACUGUUACAUAUGCGUAGGUGAUGAUGGAGUGGCCAUAAAGAGUGGUUGGGAUCAGUAUGGAAUUGCGUAUGGGCGCCCAUCUACUAACAUUUUAAUCCGCAAUCUCACUGUUCGCUCUGUGGUGAGUGCUGGAGUAUCAAUAGGCAGUGAGAUGUCUGGAGGAGUUUCAAAUGUUACUGUGGAAGACCUUAAUAUCUGGGAGUCAAGGCGGGGCAUUAGAAUAAAGACUGCCCCUGGGAGAGGAGGCUACAUUCGCAACAUAUCCUACCACAAUGUGACCCUUGAUAAUGUUCGUGUUGGCAUUGUGAUCAAGACCGACUACAACGAGCACCCUGAUGAAGGCUUCGAUCCCAAGGCUGUUCCCCUCUUUGAGAACAUAUCCUUCAGUGGGAUUCAUGGCCAGGGAGUCCGUGUCCCAGUUCGGAUCCAUGGCAGUGAGGACAUCCCUGUUAAGGGUGUCAGCUUCCGUGACAUGUCUGUGGGUAUAACCUACAAGAAGAAGCACAUAUUCCAGUGUUCCUUUGUUCAAGGACGUGUGAUUGGGUCCAUCUUCCCUGCACCAUGUCAGAAUCUCGACCUUUAUGAUGAGCAGGGGCAGCUUGUGAGGCAAUCAGCAUCACAGAACAGCACCGACAUUGACUAUGAUAUUUGAAAAUUUUGUUCCCUCUCCAUUGUCCAGAUGGGAGGAGUGCCGGGUUAUUCCGUGGCAGUGAUGGUUCUGUCAAGCAUCUGUUCCCAAGGUUUCAACCCCCCUGGCUUGUACAUACAGAGCUUUCAAUUUUUGAUUUUUUUUUUCUUUUUUUUGGAAUAUCAGGUGAUAUGCCUCACCACUUCAUGGUCUUGCAGCACUUUGUUUUCUGCCCUUAAAAUUCUUGAAUAAUUAAUUAUGUAGAUUAGUCACAGCAGAGAACUUACUGGAUACAUGUUGAAAUUUGGAAGUUGGGAGAUGUUCUAAUUCCAUGUAUCUGUAUUUUCUCCGACCACUUAAAAGAAUACCCGUUGUACCAUGGUUUCAAAUGACACCUACUUUAAUGGUAUAGCAGAUUUUGUGCUA
Molecule: messenger RNA, 2167 nt
Organism: Elaeis guineensis (African oil palm)
Lineage: Eukaryota; Viridiplantae; Streptophyta; Magnoliopsida; Arecales; Arecaceae
Product: probable polygalacturonase
Biological process (GO): carbohydrate metabolic process
Molecular function (GO): polygalacturonase activity
Source: RefSeq, a predicted model, not a curated record